AUGGACGUGUUGUCGAGACCCGCUGAAGAGUUUGCAAAUGAUGAAACACUGGAGCGUUUAUGGGCAGCAAAGGCUAUGGAGCAUAGUGAUAUAUAUUUCAAUAUGUUAUGCUCAGUUGACACAAGAUGGUUGCAACUUACCCCUCAUGAUGAUCUGAUAUACACACAUUUCAAGCAGGAUUUUCCAGACUUGGAUGUCUCAUACAUUAAUGAAAAUGAAAUAAAAAACAGCGUAAACAAAGCAAAAUGGAGAAUAUUCUGCGAAAAGUUUAAAAACAUCAUAGAGGACUACAGUUUUGGAACUUUAAUGCGAGCUGAUACUAAAGGCGACUAUUCUGAACAAAAUACGAUGUUGGUUCCUAGAGUACAGUUUUAUGCGAUAGAAAUUGCUAGAAAUAGGGAGAGUAUGAAUAAUGAAGUAAAAAAACUGUACAAAUGUACAGCUAAACCGACAAUAGAAACUCAAGAACAUGCCGCUAAAAUUGUCACUUAA
Molecule: messenger RNA, 492 nt
Organism: Arctia plantaginis
Lineage: Eukaryota; Metazoa; Arthropoda; Insecta; Lepidoptera; Erebidae
Source: the annotation of a GenBank genome assembly